GUUUGGAGGAGUCACUAAAAAUGGUAUGUUUGUAUACCAAUAGGAAAAUUGAGAAACAGGAGAAACGUGAGGCGGAGAUGAGAGAAGCAGAAGAAAGGAGAAAACGAGAAGAAGCGGAAAAAACACUGAAAGAGGAGAAAAACCGUUUGGAGAUUGUGAAGCAAAAAGCCAAGGAUGACAAGGAGGCGAAGCGGGAAUGGAAAAUGGAGCAGCUAUUAGCCAAGCACAAACAAACGCUGUGUGAAGAAUUCGAGGUGAUGUUCGAAAAACGUUUGCGGAAUGUCAUUGUGUCUCAGAGAGCAGUGAAGGGGAAGGGCAAGAUGGAAUCCAGUGAGGAUGAGGAAGAGGAGGAAGAGAUGGAGGACUGGCUGGAGAAGAGGAAGCGCCAACUAGCUGUAUCAUGUAUGAUUAAUCCUCCGGAGGAAUUUCCGCCGAAGGUGGGGAAAGCCUCCAUGUCGAUACAUCGAGGAGUUCCCGAGGAGCCGUUUCCAAGACUGGGUGUCCCGAGAAGAAGGAGCAGAGUGGAUGGCGAGAGGGAGAGGAUGUAUCAUUACGUGGACUCCCCGCUAUGGGAGGGCGCCCCCUCAGCUGAUGAGGAGAUGUGCCGCGAAGCUGGCGUUGUGUAUCGCGGUAGACCCGAGGCAGUGGACGAACUGGUGGAAAUUAGAGUUAUGUACCUCAGCAUCGAUGGAAAUCAACCUCCAGUUGUAGCACCAAGACAAACAACUCCGAGGCAGCGAGGUGGUGGAGUAGUCAUCAGAGAAGUACGGGAGACCUUGCGCGAAAUAGCGCCGAACCCGCUAGCUGACGUGCAUGCCCCAGGAGGUAAUGACUCCCGUAAUAACGGAUCGGUGGAAUGAACUUUGUAAGUGCCUACAUGUACGUAGGUUAUUUAAUGUAGAUCCUAAUAUUGGGACCAAGAGGCUACGUGAGGUGCUGGAAUGU
Chara braunii is the source of this 945-nucleotide messenger RNA. The record is from the annotation of a GenBank genome assembly. Lineage: Eukaryota; Viridiplantae; Streptophyta; Charophyceae; Charales; Characeae.